This is a messenger RNA of Theobroma umbraticum, 1189 nucleotides long. The record is from RefSeq and is a predicted model, not a curated record. Lineage: Eukaryota; Viridiplantae; Streptophyta; Magnoliopsida; Malvales; Malvaceae.
AUGUCAAGACAUUCCAUUCUCUUUGCUAGUGGAGGAAGAGGGAACCCCAUUCUCGCAACUGCUUCUACUUUUUGUAAUAUUAAAGUUGCCAGUGUUUCCUCGUAUAACCCAAACCUCUGGUGGUACAGAAUCUUAAGCAGAAGUCAUCGUACUAUCCCAAACAUCUUUAAACUCUCUUUGUCGCCACCAUCAUCAUCGACAGCAGCAGCAGCGGCGGCUUUUAAGGUCGUUGGGUUUUCAAGGAUGGAGUUAGAAAUUGAGGGAGAAGAUGGUCAUUUCAAGUUGUCUGAAACCACUGAACUUAAAAUCCAGAAAGGUGACAUCACUCUGUGGUUUGUUGAUGGCUCCUCUGAUGCUAUUGUCAAUCCAGCAAACGAGAGAAUGCUUGGUGGUGGUGGUGCAGAUGGAGCCAUACAUAAGGCUGCUGGACCAGAACUCCUGGAAGCAUGCUAUAAAGUCCCUGAAGUUCAACCUGAAGUACGCUGUCCAACAGGAGAAGCAAGGAUUACCCCAGGUCUCAAACUGCCUGCAUCUCAUGUGAUUCACACUGUUGGACCAAUCUAUGAUUCUGACAAAGACCCCAAAGCUUCCUUGACAAAUGCAUACAAGAACUGCUUGAGUGUGGCUAAAUAGAACAAUGUUAAAUACAUUGCUUUUACUGCAAUAUCCUGUGGUGUAUAUGGAUAUCCUUUUGAGGAGGCUGCUACGGUUGCUAUAUCUACUGUCAAAGAAUUUGCAGGUGACAUUAAAGAGGUGCACUUUGUUCUUUUCUCAGAUCAAAUCUACAAUGUUUGGUUGAACAAGGCAAAGGAAUUACUCCAAGCUUAGUUCAUGACAGCAGCUAGAAUUACGUCGCUCUACCUUGUUGCUUGAGGCUGCAAAACUUUAGAUGUGUAUAUCAAUUGACUUGGAGGCCUGCAUGCAAUUAUGAGAGAUUGCUUUAAUUUUUGGUUUGUGAGGUUCCAGAACUUUAGAUGAAUUUGAGGCAUCUAUGCUUAUCUGUAGACAAAAUGCAUGUUCGUGCUAGUGUGGUAUUAAUGGUCUAGAUAUGGUGUCUUCAGUUUGGGCAAAUAUUUGUUUGCCCUCAAUUCCCUGGCUGUUGCUGCUGCCUUAUCUCUCCUGUUUGUGGAUUGGAAAGCAGUGAACAUAAAAAUAUAAUGGUAAAAUUGCCCAGAUAAGAUUGAGUUUC